This is a messenger RNA of Homarus americanus (American lobster), 1082 nucleotides long. Its product is annotated as TATA-binding protein-associated factor 2N-like. NCBI's taxonomy places the organism in Eukaryota, Metazoa, Arthropoda, Malacostraca, Decapoda, Nephropidae. The record is from RefSeq and is a predicted model, not a curated record. The transcript has 7 exons. Bases 118 to 873 code for a protein of 251 amino acids.
UAAAAGAGAGUGAGUGAUGGCGGCGCCGUGCGUGGCCGGCGGCCGCCCCGUACUGCUCACACCGACUCCAUUUUGAAAGACAAGAGGAGCUCACGCACUCCAUCGUAGAAAAUAAAUAUGGAAGACAGUUCCCCAGACGGUCCCAGUGGAGGACAGAACUCCGCUCCCCACAAUGGUUUCCGAGGACGUGGUGGUUUCAGAGGAGGACGAGGUGGUGGUGGAUUCCGAGCGCGAGGUGCCCCAGGAUACUCAGGAGGCCCAAUGCGUGGUGGAUUCCGUGGCCGAGGAGGUUUUCGUGGAGGCCGUGGUGGCCCUGACACUGGAUACCGUGGUGGCUUCCGAGGCAAUUUCAGAGGUGGAUUCCGAGGCAACUCAUACGGACAAACUCGUGGCACUGGCUUCCGUGGCCGUGGAACAGGGGCACCUCGUGGGAGUUAUGGUAGUGGUGGAUAUGGGGAUGGUGGCUACAGGGGCGGGGGCUACAGCAGUGGUGGAUAUCGGGGAGCCCCAAGGGGACGUGGCGGUGGCGGUGGAGGAUAUGAAGGGGGAUACCAGAAACGAGGGGCCUCGCGUGGUUCAUAUGGCGGCCCUCCCAUGAAGCGGCCCAGGAUGGAUGGGGAGAGUGGCUACGGUAACAGUGGUUAUGGUGGCGGAUACAAUUCCUCUAACUAUGACAGCUACGGAGGCAGCAAUUAUAACAGUGGGCCAAACUACAGCAGCAGCGGCAGUGGAUAUGAUGGCUACAAGUCAAACACAGGCUAUGACAGCACUUAUGGGGGCGGCCAGAGUUAUGGGGGCAGUAGCAACUACGAAAAUUACGACAGCAGGGGUGGGUACGGCACGUCCCAAGGCUACGAGAAUGGUACGUACUAAGCCCUUUACACAAACCAAACGCUGCCAGGUUGCACGUGGAAGGAACUAAGUACGUACAGCAAGGUUCUGAUGUUUGUGGGGAGCGAGUUUAUAAUAUGCUGUCUGGAAAUGGGACUUGAAUGGUGCUGUGCAACAACAAAUUCAAAGUACUAAAUGAUAAAGACAGUGGAGUCAUAGAAAUAUAUAAGAAUAAAGAGUGAAGAUGAGAA